Cucurbita moschata (crookneck pumpkin) is the source of this 1581-nucleotide messenger RNA. Its product is annotated as replication factor C subunit 3. Gene Ontology annotation, molecular function: DNA clamp loader activity; DNA binding; ATP hydrolysis activity. The record is from RefSeq and is a predicted model, not a curated record. Lineage: Eukaryota; Viridiplantae; Streptophyta; Magnoliopsida; Cucurbitales; Cucurbitaceae. The transcript is spliced from 10 exons. Gene Ontology annotation, cellular component: DNA replication factor C complex; nucleus. The coding region runs from base 160 to 1296 and encodes 378 amino acids. Gene Ontology annotation, biological process: DNA repair; DNA-templated DNA replication.
UCCACACCCUACUGCUGAGGUCGCCUCCCUCCUCACUAGCCAUCAGUUCUGUUUCUUUUUCCCGCCAUUUCAAGCCUCGCCCAAGCUUUUGCUCUCUCUUUCACGCACAAUUCUUCGUUCUCUUUCUCGAUUCACGCUAAUCUCGAAACGCCAGGGAAGAUGUUGUGGGUCGACAAGUAUCGUCCAAAAACCCUAGAUCAGAUCACAGUUCAUCAAGAUGUAGCACAGAAUCUUAAGAAACUGGUUACCGAGCAGGACUGCCCUCAUUUGCUCUUCUUUGGCCCCUCCGGUUCCGGAAAGAAAACCCUAGUCAUGGCGCUUAUCCGGCAGAUGUUUGGAGCAAGUGCGGAGAAGGUGAAGGUGGAGAAUAAAACCUGGAAAGUUGAUGCUGGAACUAGAAAUGUUGAAAUAGAGUUAACCACCAUAUCAAGUACAAACCACGUCGAGCUCACUCCCAGCGAUGCAGGUUUCCAAGAUAGGUAUAUUGUUCAAGAGAUAAUCAAGGAUAUGGCGAAAAACAGACCCAUUGACUCCAAAGGGAAAAGGGGACAUAAAGUUUUGGUUCUAAAUGACGUUGACAAACUAUCCAGAGAAGCACAGCACUCUCUUAGGAGAACGAUGGAGAAAUAUAGCUCGUACUGUAGGUUAAUACUUUGCUGCAAUAGUUCAUCAAGAGUUACUGAAGCAAUCCGUUCUCGCUGCCUAAAUGUGCGGAUAAAUGGACCAACAGAUGAUCAGAUUGUCAAGGUACUAGAGUUCAUUGGGAAGAAAGAAGGACUGCAACUUCCAUCUGGAUUUGCUUCCCGCAUUGCAGAAAAAUCAAACCGGAGUUUGAGGAGAGCUAUACUAUCAUUCGAGACUUGUCGUGUUCAACAGUAUCCUUUUGUUAGUAACCAGGCAAUACCACCGAUGGAUUGGGAGGAGUACAUCUCUGAGAUAGCGUCUGACAUAAUGAAGGAGCAGAGCCCCAAGAGACUGUACCAGGUUCGUGGGAAGUUAUAUGAACUACUGGUUAAUUGUAUUCCACCAGAGAUCAUAUUGAAGGUAAUUAUUCUUUCCCAAUUUCUAUUGAUUUUUUCUGUCUUAAUGUGUGAUUUAUAUUAUCUAGUUUCUCAGAGGCUGCUUUAUGAGCUACUCAAGAAAUUGGAUGCUGAAUUAAAGCAUGAGGUCUGUCACUGGGCUGCAUAUUAUGAACACAGGAUGCGACUUGGCCAGAAAUCCAUCUUCCAUAUUGAAGCUUUUGUGGCAAAGUUCAUGAGCAUAUACAAGAGUUUCCUCAUUUCAACGUUCGGCUGAAGAAAAAGCAAUUGAAUGUUCGUAGUUUUAGCGUGUCGGUGAACAAGACAAUCUGGUGCCAUCUUAUGUUCUUCAGUCAGUUUUGUUUGGCACUAGUUUGUUUGUUUGUUCAUCAUCCUUUAGGUUUUAUCUAUCAGGGAACUUGAAGCUGAACUCUUAGGGAUUUGAACUGAAUCUAACAUGCCAAAAAAUGGAAAUUUAUUUAGUCAUUUUGUUGCACCAUCUCCGGGAGAUAAUGGGAAAAAAAUGGAAAAUCCCAACCUUAUUUGGCUGUGUUUUCAUUGC